UCGAAGCGUAGUGCGGUUGUAAAGACGCUGGUAUCAGCGGUCGCGCCAUCCUCAAUACAGAUUGAAAUUGUAUUUAUAUACAUAGCAUCGUGUUUGCACGAUUUUGUGAAAAUGUAUAAUAUUCAAUCAUAUGUUUGGAUAGUUGCUGUAAUUAUUGCUUUUUUUCUAGACAAUACGCAAACAGCCUGGCUAAGGUGUUAUAGAAGUUCUCUAAACGAAUACACAGUGACGUCACUAAGUGACCCAACGCCAUUGAUGAGAGAUCCAUGCUUUGACCCAAACCUCCGAACUGUCAUCUAUACAUUUGGGUAUAAAGGGAAGACCGACGGUCCAGCCACAACGGCAGUACUUAAUACUUACUUGGAAACCAAGAAACGAAAUGUUUUACUUCUAGACUGGCAGGAGGAAGCUCAGAGCGGAGUUUUGGGUAUACCCCUUGGAUAUGCGUUGUACGCUGUACCGAACGCUAAGCGAGUCGGCCACGAGCUCGGCGACGCGUUAGUAACUCUAUCGCAAGUCGGUCUAAACAUGACUGAGGUGCAUCUUAUGGGACAUUCCUUGGGGGCUCAUAUCAUGGCAUUUGCUGGCAGAUGGACCAGAAAAAGGGGACAAGUUAUAGCCAGGAUCACAGGUCUAGAUCCGGCCCGUGCUCUAUUUGAAGGUACAUUCGCGAUAAAUUCCGGCUUGGACCGCACAUGUGCUAAGUUUGUGGAUAUUAUCCACACAGACCCUGGAUCAUACGGAACCAGUAAGUCUACUGGGACUGUGGACUUGUGGCCAAACUAUUCACGAGAAGACGGUGUUCAACCCGGCUGUCCCAGCGGAAAAUUCGAUAUGUUCACUCAGGAAGAUCUCUGCAGCCACGAUCGCGCGUGGCGUUUCCUCGUUGAGUCCAUCCGAUAUGGGACAGCAUUCCCAGCAGCAGCGGCUGAGAACUACAACACGUGGCUUGCGAUGGAAACUCCCCCCGCCGUCACUAAUUAUAUGGGAGAUUUAACCAAUACCAAAGCCCGUGGAAACUAUUUCCUCUCGACGAAUGAACAAACUCCGUUCAGCAAAGGAUCGUCGGGGAUGAUACCGGACCAAUCGAGAAGACGACGCAACUCAGUGAACUCACCGCUCUCCAUUAUUAUUAAAUUCUUCAGAUGAU
Messenger RNA from Vanessa tameamea, 1150 nucleotides. RefSeq names its product phospholipase A1 VesT1.02-like. Gene Ontology annotation, biological process: lipid catabolic process. The transcript has 7 exons. Gene Ontology annotation, molecular function: lipase activity. The record is from RefSeq and is a predicted model, not a curated record. Lineage: Eukaryota; Metazoa; Arthropoda; Insecta; Lepidoptera; Nymphalidae. Bases 112 to 1149 code for a protein of 345 amino acids.